AUGAAUUUUGUCGAGCGAUGUCCGGGUAUGUAUUGUGGUCGAGAGUUGCUCUCUGAUGGAAACUGGACAGACUGUGGUGCAUGUCCUCGAGGGUUUCGUACCAACUCAUCGUCAGCAUGUGUACCUUGUGAUGAAAUGCCAAUUUUUUACGACUGGCUGUACUUAGGAUUUAUGGCAUUACUUGCACUAGUAUUACACUGGUUUUGCAUUGAUAUGGUAGCUUUGAGGCGUAACAUACCUAAAGAAGUUAUUGUUAUUCAUCUGUCAGCUUUAUUAGAGAUUGUUUGUGCAUCACUGAUUACCUUACAAGUGACUAAUCCAGUUGGAAGUUUUGAAAUAAGAUCAUGCAGAGCCAGAAAGCUGUCUGACUGGUAUACUUUGCUGCAUAAUCCUUCUCCAAAUUAUGAGAAUUCAUUGCACUGUACGCAAGAAGCUGUGUAUCCAUUGUAUACAAUGGUUUUUAUUUUUUACUCUCUCAGUGUUACUAUUAUGAUAUUGAUAAGGCCAUUAAUCGUAAGAAAAUUUUUACCUAAACAAGGUAAAUAUUCUAUUUAUGCUGCUUUAUAUUUCUUUCCUAUUCUCGCAUUGCUACAUGCCGUUGGAGGUGGAUUAAUAUACUACUCAUUUCCAUAUAUCACAAUUAUUUUAUCAGUCUUAUCAAAUGCAGCGCAUUUUGCAUUUAAAUUAAACCAGACUAUGAAAUCAUUAUUAUUCAGUUCAAUAUCCGAUGUAAGAAACGUUAUCGUAAUUCUUGGACACUGGUUGUUACAUGGAUACGGAAUAAUGGCAGUAGCAACAUUACGAAGUGUAAAUAUUCACCCUACGAUGCUUCUUUUAGUACCUUUACCAGCACUUUUCUACAUAAUUACUGCAAGGUUUACUGAUCCCCAUAAACUUCAUGCUGAAUAA
Cotesia congregata is the source of this 909-nucleotide messenger RNA. The record is from the annotation of a GenBank genome assembly. Lineage: Eukaryota; Metazoa; Arthropoda; Insecta; Hymenoptera; Braconidae.